Saprolegnia parasitica CBS 223.65 is the source of this 2084-nucleotide messenger RNA. RefSeq lists its product as hypothetical. Gene Ontology annotation, molecular function: protein binding. Bases 30 to 2084 code for a protein of 684 amino acids. The transcript has 7 exons. The record is from RefSeq and is a predicted model, not a curated record. NCBI's taxonomy places the organism in Eukaryota, Oomycota, Saprolegniomycetes, Saprolegniales, Saprolegniaceae.
CGCGGUUCCAGUUUCGGGCUUGAUUUGCGAUGCCAACGAGCGACGCGAUCGGAGACGUCGAGGAUCGGCCGGUGCUACCGCCACCGGCGCUUCGCCACCAGCGAGACCAGCUCAAGCGGCGCGUCUCCUUCUCCAGCAGCGCAGGGCCAAGCGUCGUCAUUCAUCCUGGCAGCGAGGCGCGGCUCGAGGAGCUGCUCCAAGCCGACGCCGGUGCCACCGUGCAAAACAUCGCGAUCGAGCCGCGCUCGCACGAGUUUGCCACCACGCAGCUGCACACGAGCUGCGCGGCCUUGGAUGCAGCUGGCGUCGCGGCUUGGGUCGCGGACCAUGCUGCGGAUGAAGAGAAGGAUGGCAUCAACCAGUACUCGGACGACGGCGCCACGGGUCUCUGUCUGCUUGCCAAGAUGCCGCCAGCUCAGUUUGAAGUCGCAACGCGCCUCGCCCAGGUGCUCUUGGACCAUGGUGCAUCACCUGCACUGAGCGAUCCGCUGGGGUAUACGCCAUUGCACUGGGCCGCCGCCGUUGGCAACGCACCGCUCGUUAGCGUCCUCCUCACUGGGAAUAUCGACGUCAACGACCCGAGCCACCGCGAUGGCGAGACGCCGCUGCAUCGCGCUGCUCGCUUUGGCCAGCACAACGUGCUUAGCGUCCUCAUGGCGCACGGAGGGUCCCUCCAAUCGUGCAACCGAGCACUCGAGCAGCCGUAUGAUGUCGCCGGCAUCCAAAACGAGGUCGUCUGCGAGUCGACGAGGAUCGAGACGCAGCGGUUUAUGGCCACGCUGCACCCGCCAUUGCGGACGCUCCUACUCCAUCACCCCGACUGCCUCGAGCACGUGACAACAGCUGGCCACCAAGAGUCGCCGGACCGCGUGACGGCCAUCUUGGACGCGAUCUCGACCCAACCGUCGCUCGUCUCCCCGCGCGUGGAGCUCACGUCCGCCUUUCCGAUGGCGUCGUUUGCCGCGCUUCGACGCGUGCAUUCGGCCAAGUAUAUUGACACGCUUAAGCGGCUGCAUGCGCAGGUCCAGUCGGUCUCCCACGACGGCCUCAUGGUGCUCACACCGCGCCUCCAAGUCGAGGUCCAAGGCACCCUCCUCGCGCAAGCCAAGAACGCCGAGAUUUGCGACACCAACUUUAGCCGGGGCACGCUCCGGGCCGCGCUGCGGGCGGCGGGCAGCGUCUGCGCCGCGAUCGAUCGCGUCGUACGUGGGGACGCACGCAAUGCGUUCUGUAUCGUGCGUCCACCGGGGCACCACGCGGGCGCGAGCGGUCUCUUGCGCGACGCAGUCUCGUGCGGUUUCUGCAUCAUCAACAACGUCAUGGUCGGCGCGCAAUAUGCACUCGACACGUAUCCGUCGACGGUACACCGGGUUGCGGUCGUCGACUUCGAUGCGCACCACGGAAAUGGCACGGAAGACAUUGUCCGCGCGCGGCAUCAACCGGAGAACGUCCUUUUUGUCUCGCUGCAUUGCUACGGCGAUGGCUUUUACCCGGGCAGCGGCGACCUGCACGACCUCUCGACCAACGUCUACAACGUCGCACUGCCGCCGUGCUGGUCGAGCAGCGUCGAGAAGGGCGUCCACGCGUUCCGCCACGAGCUGGAGCGCGUCGUGGUGCCACUCCUGCGUGCGUUCUCGCCCGACCUCGUGCUUCUCUCGGCGGGCUUUGAUGGGUGCCACGGAGACAUUGGCAACAAACAGCACGGCCAGCGUGACGGUCCCGUUGGCCUGGAUUUGCGACCGGAUGAGUUUUACUGGGCCACCAAGCAGCUCCUUCACGUCGCCAACCUCUGCUGCAACGGACGCCUCGUCAGUGUCCUCGAAGGCGGCUACGGACGCAAAGAAAAACGGUCCUCGAAAGGGCUCGUGCUCGAUACGUUGCAAGCCAGCGCGGUCGCGCAUGUCCGCGCUCUGGCGGGAGAUUUUUGCCACGUCGACCCGCCCGCCGUAUCGCCAAAAGCGAAGCGGCCACAGCGGCAGUGCUCGAGUACGUACAAGCGCGCUACGAGCACCGAGUCGUCGUCGUCGCCCGACACGAGCGUUGAGACACCGGCACCGACGCACCGACGCCGCCGACACAAGUAG